Molecule: messenger RNA, 2165 nt
Organism: Mya arenaria
Lineage: Eukaryota; Metazoa; Mollusca; Bivalvia; Myida; Myidae
Product: DNA ligase 1-like
Exons: 2
Coding region: 675-1007 (110 amino acids)
Source: RefSeq, a predicted model, not a curated record
AAAGUGGUGCUUUUGCCAAUUUUUCAAAAUCACAAUAAGUAUCCCUUGUUAUAUGCAUGAAAAACAUUGAAAAUUCACCCAUUUACAAGUGAUAACUGUUUUGUAAGACUGAUUAUUAAUCAAACUUCCAAUUUUUUGUUGCUUUGGGCAUUCAUGAUUCACAUUCUUAAAAAGAAGGAGGUUCACCUGUAAGAUUUUCAGGGUUAAAAAAUCUGUAGAGUCCGUAACCAUGGGUUUGUAUCUACAUAUGUAUUAAUGACAGAAAUGUGGCAUUCCACAAAUAAAAACCUCUGUAUGAGUAUGUUUAAUGGCUGAAAUAUUUUUGGAAUAUUUUGAUUUUAAGUUGCAUUUUUUUACAUAUUUAAUGUUACGGACACUACAAAAUCUGCCUUCAAAUUUUGAUUUGAAAUUUCCAUUGUUUUCAAUAGCAUAUUUCCUUAUAUUUUUUCAUGGUAAAAGCAAUUUUUUUAUUGUGCAAUAUUGCAUCAUCUUUUAACUAUUGGAAAAUACCAAUAAAACGGCUGAUGCAACAAUAUUUGUGAUGAAUUAUUGCAUCAUCCAAAACAACCGCCUUUCUAAGAAAUACAACAGUCCAGCUGUAAUGAUGGAAUCAGCUAAGAAAAUGGCUUAUUUUGGGUAAUAGUCGGUCAGAUUCCAGCAAGAAGUCCUUUCAAAUGGAAAACACUAAAGGUGUUGGUUCCAGUGAUGCUCUAGAAGAGAGCCGAAAAUCAUCACUGCGAUCCCGGAAACUUGAAAAAAAUGCUGAAAAGAAUGAAGACAUAGAAAAGAAGCAAAAGGAGAAAAACAGGCUGAAAGUCAAGGCAUGGAGAAUGCGUCAGAAAACAGAAAACUCCACAAAAUAUUCUGAAAUCAAAAAGAAAGACAAAGAAAGAAAGAAGGAAGUUCGAAUGAAAGUGAAACUCAUGGCCAAUUCAGAUCCUGAAUUAAAAGCCUCCUUAAGAAAGAAAAAAGCUGAAGAAAUGAAAAGAUACAGACAGAGAGUAUGAAACUGGCUCUGGAAGAAAAAAAGAAAAAAGCUGUGAAGCGAACACAAGCCUGGAGAAUGCGAAUUAAACUUAAGUCUCCUACAAUUCCAAUUGUUAACACAGUUGAUGAAAAUGACAGUCAUGGAGAAAGCAGACAGAACAAAAGUAACUUAUCCCGUGCAACAGUAUACAGACGAGCGCAAAUGGUGAAAGGCAUUCUGCCUAGGACACCAAAGAAGAAAGCCGCCAUUUUAAAGAAGCUUAUUGAGUCACCUUCAACAUCCAAAGUACUUUCUGACCAAGGAGUAACAAUGACACCAGCUUGUAAGAAGAAACUUGAAGUAGCAGAUGCUAUAGUGAAUUCCUUGAAAGAAAGUAUUUCCGAAGUAAACAUUGGUGUUCGAAAAGACAGAGAAAAGAAACAUGCAUAUGAUGUAAUACGUGAAUCAGUACUAAGGAAAUACAAAAAGAUCACAGUUAGUAAAUAUUUCAAUGUGUCUUACAAGACAAGGAAGAUGAGAAAUGAAUGGUGGAAAAAGAAACAGAGAAAAACAAGAUGUGAUGUGAUAAGUGAUCAUGUGAAACAAUCAGUGAAAGAGUUCUACCUGAGUGCUGAAAUUAGCAGAGAGGUGCCAUCCAAACGUGAUGUUGUUAGAAUCAAAACUCAGACUGGUAUGAAAGAAACACUACAGAAACAUGUGAUGACAAUGACACUAGAAGAAGCACACAAGUUAUACAAAACAAGAAACCCCAAUCAUAAAAUAGGACUUACAUCAUUCAGCAAACUAAAACCAGUUAAUGUAAAGAAAGUGUCCGAGACAAGCAGACGGUCAUGCCUGUGCCAGACUUGUUGUAAUGUAGCCCUGAAAGUAGAAGCACUUACAACAUUGAAACGAGUUGUAAAAGAGACUGACAUGACAGAAGACAUUAAGAUUGAUAAGAAGAGUCUGAGUGAUGCAACAUUCUGCAGCUAUGAACAAGAGCCAUCUUUAAAAUGUGUGUCAAGAAAUUGUGAAAAAUGUGGAGUACAAGGCCUUCAAAAGUAUUUGGCGACUAUGGAAGAAAAGAACAGAGAUGGGAUGGUGUCAUGGUAUCAAUGGGAAAGCAUUGAAAUAAAGAAAUAUGACAAAGUAAAGCGCUGCGUUUCUUGUGUGCCCAAAGAAGCUGAUUUCAAAGUGU